CGUCAAACAACAAAUCCCAACAUGUACACACUACUUCCUUUCGAUGACACAAAAGCACAUGCACUGAAAAGCACACACACGCAUCGGCAUACAUAAAACUCACGCAUACAUGAGCACAUUCUCACGGGUGUGUACACAAACACACACACACUCUUGCCCACAUGCCAAUGAACAUCUUUUUUCUAGAUAUGUCUACAAAUAAUCAUGUGUGACGUAUGCGUGUGUGCGUCCAAAGGUCAGCACGUUGAGCGGAGAUGAAGGUUCACCGGCAAUCAGGAAGUGUGGGUGUAUCAGGAAGUGUGUGCGUGUGUGCGUAGGUGAAGACGAUGAAGUCGGAGGUGAAAGCCGAUGUGCUCAAGUUGUUCUUGCUUCUUCUGAGCUUUGUACUUCUGGCUCUGGGAUUGGUCGUGGCUUGUUGCGGUGUUUGGAUCUGCUUCGACAACACCAGCUUCAUCGCCGUCGUUUCUUCCGAUGAGCUGCAAGCUGUGGGGGCGGGGCUAAUGUUGAUUGGCACCCUGGUGAUGGCGUCCUGCUUGGUGGCGUGUUUAGGAGCACGCUGGGAAAAGCCAAUUCUCAUGCUGAUUUGCAUUUGGGGGCUGCUGAUCCUGUUCCUGUGCUGCGUGGGCCUUCUCCUGCUGCUGCUGCUCAGCAGAGCCCAGAUCGAGGAGAAGGCAGAUGCGGCGGUGGCUCACAUGAUACGCCAGUACCGGGGCGACGGACGGCAAGAUGGCUUCCUGGACUACCUGCAGCAACACGAGGCGUGCUGCGGCCUGAUGGGCCCGUCCGAUUGGCUGCAGAAUUCCUUUGUGCAGACGCUCAACACGAGCGCCACGAGCACGCUUCCUUGUUCGUGUUUUGGCUCGCCUCAACGCAACUUGGAAACGGCGUGGUGCUCGCAAGACCCCAACGUCACGCACGUGCCCGCCAUUGCGCUCGCUAACUGCACGCACACGCAGGGCUGCCGCGAGCUGCUCAGUGAUUGGCUGCACGAGAACGUGGUGACGGUGGUGGUAAUGGACAUCAGCUUGAUGGUGGCGCAGGUGCUGCAGCUGGCGCUGGCCCUGCAACUCUGGAGGACUUUUCGCCGCAGGGACACCGUGAGGACAACGCAUCAAACGGAUGAUGCUGAUUCGGUACACAUAGGCCACGCCCAGGACAGCGGUGACGACGCUGACUCCGCCCACCAGAUCAUCCAGUAGGCCACGUUCCUUUUGAACGCCACAUUAUCAAACAAGAAGUAAGGGGCGGAGCUUACACCUGUCUGCCCAGGUGUGACAUCACAAGCUAAUAUUCCAAGCACCCACUUUCUGCACCUUGUGACUUGAUUCCACACCAACUCUGGCUGGACUUGUGCCCUUCUCUCCUCUCCUGACUAUUCUCCUUGGACCUCAGCCUCGAACGCUAGCAGGUAGAAAAUUCCAGGAUACCCCACUCUGACUCCUUUCCACUCCGCCUCUUCUAUACCCUGCCUACACCACGGAUGGGCAACUGUGAUCCACGAGGGCCACAACUCUGCAUGUUUCCCUCCGCCACCACACCUGAUUCAAAUGGUCAGCUCCUCAGCAAGCUCUGAAGAAACCUGAUCACGAUC
Hippocampus zosterae (dwarf seahorse) is the source of this 1591-nucleotide messenger RNA. RefSeq names its product leukocyte antigen CD37-like. Bases 327 to 1199 code for a protein of 290 amino acids. The transcript has 8 exons. Lineage: Eukaryota; Metazoa; Chordata; Actinopteri; Syngnathiformes; Syngnathidae. The record is from RefSeq and is a predicted model, not a curated record. Gene Ontology annotation, cellular component: membrane.